AUGGAAUCCAGCGGCAUUUGGCCAGCUGCAGGUCGUCUUCCGUACGGCUCGCAUCCAGACCCUAUGACACCUGAAAUACACCCUGCAAAUACUUGCAUGGCCAUUAAUGACCUACCAACGUCCCUGUUUGACGGGUACACGCCGUUGCCCAUGCAGACAGAGACGGAUGUAUCGUAUUGGCUUCAGCAAUGUGGACCAGCAGGACCUGAACCACACGACGAGACUUUUGCUUUCACAGGCGCCCAGUCCCUCUUCCGCGACGUAGAUUGGAAGGUGGCUAAUCCUGACCCAAACUACUCAAACCCGAAACAGAAGGGGAAAUACAAAAACAGCGCAGCUCGCAAGGAUGGGGGAAAGCGAGACGAAAUACAAAACUUGUUUGACAAGCUCGCUGGCAAGGUCUCUCCUGGCCGAAGUGGGAUGACCCGAAAGGAGAUUUUGCUGGCAUCACUGAAACACGUUGAAAGCUUGGAAAGUAGGCUGGCAGCACAACCUGAGUCUCAGCCCAGAAAGGUGCUUUUUGUCAGUCCGGCCUGUCUCUCUAAUGCGGCGAGCGAACCGGAGCCGUCAGUACAUUUCGCAACACAAUCUUGCGAAGAAGCCGCGGCAUCGGGGAGCCAAGGAUGCUUGGGCAACGGUCUCACAUCUUCGUGGCCAACACAAGAACAGUGUCCGGAAGUGGGAGCCGCCGCUGCACUAGUUGGGCUGUUUUGCAGCCCUAAGGACAACAAAUCAAACGAUCGUGGGUUGGCAAUACAAGAUCUUAUCACGUAA
This is a messenger RNA of Pochonia chlamydosporia 170, 774 nucleotides long. RefSeq lists its product as hypothetical. The record is from RefSeq and is a predicted model, not a curated record. Lineage: Eukaryota; Fungi; Ascomycota; Sordariomycetes; Hypocreales; Clavicipitaceae. Bases 1 to 774 code for a protein of 257 amino acids. The transcript is spliced from 3 exons.